AUGGAGCGGAUCUCUGCGGCCACCACGACCUUGCCCCCGAUGCUGUGGCAGACAGGGAGGACGGUGACCCAGACGCUGCAGAACCCCAGCAUGAAGGUCAGGAACUCGGCUUCACUGAAGGUGUCAGGCAGGUUCCCGGCCAGGAGAGCCAGGGAAAAUGUUCCCAGGGCUAAGGAGCCCAGGUGUUUCCUCAAGAAUUAUCAGUAUGUUCUGGCUUUUAUCUUUGCCAUUGAGGAGAUCAACAAGGACCCUCUCCUCCUCCCCAACCUGACCUUGGGCUAUAAUCUCUACAAUGCCUUUGAAAGUGAUCACAGCAGUCUGGAAAAUGCCCUGCUUUGGCUCUCUGGAGGGAAUCAGAUUGUCCCUAACUACAGCUACCAGAGACAGAGGAAAUCUCUGACCAUAGUUACAGGAACUAAGUCAGCAUUUUCAGCCGAGAUUGAACCACUUCUGGAGCUGUACAAAAUCCCACAGGAGGCAUAUGGUCCUUUUGAUUCUUCACUGAGUGAUAAAGACCAGUUUCCAUCUCUUUAUCAGACGGCCAUGGAGGACAGCUAUCUUGUUCAUGGAAUGAUUAGGCUGUUGCUGAAUUUUGACUGGACAUGGGUGGCACUAUUUUUGUCUGAAGAUGGGGAAAAGGAGCAGUUUGUCUUGGACCUGAAAGCAGAGAUGGGCUCAGUCACUGCCUUCUGCUCUGUCCCGGGAUACCUGGGCUCCUUAGCCCUGGGAACAUUUUCCCUGGCUCUCCUGGCCGGGAACCUGCCUGACACCUUCAGUGAAGCCGAGUUCCUGACCUUCAUGCUGGGGUUCUGCAGCGUCUGGGUCACCGUCCUCCCUGUCUGCCACAGCAUCGGGGGCAAGGUCGUGGUGGCCGCAGAGAUCCGCUCCAUGCUGGCCUCCAGUGCGGGGCUCCUAGGUUGCAGCUUUGCCCCAGAGUGCUACAUUAUCCUCCUGCGACCCGAGAAGAACACUUUGAAAGUUUUGAGUAACAAAAGAGAUUCUAAGGGAGAUAGAUAUUGA
Messenger RNA from Rangifer tarandus platyrhynchus (Svalbard reindeer), 1020 nucleotides. NCBI's taxonomy places the organism in Eukaryota, Metazoa, Chordata, Mammalia, Artiodactyla, Cervidae. The record is from the annotation of a GenBank genome assembly.